Messenger RNA from Engraulis encrasicolus (European anchovy), 680 nucleotides. Its product is annotated as transmembrane protein 41A-B-like. The annotation marks the transcript as partial. NCBI's taxonomy places the organism in Eukaryota, Metazoa, Chordata, Actinopteri, Clupeiformes, Engraulidae. The record is from RefSeq and is a predicted model, not a curated record. The transcript has 3 exons.
AUCCCCUCAUGGGUCCAGCCCAGCGAAGUUCCUCCGAUUUACAUUGUCGCAUACAGUGGUUCCACGUCUUCUUAACUUUUUUGACGACGCUGUCCGUCAAACCGAUUAACUGUAUAUAAGCAAGGGAUAUUAUCUGUUUCAUCGUUGACUCUUCAAGCUCUACCCGGGACAAGCGGGUACGCGCGGAGUGUUUUUUUGCCGACAACAUGCGCUCCAUUUUGGGGUUAGUCGUAUUGGUCGUCAGCGCAACUUUAUAUCUGUACCUCUUGACUGCUUUCCUGCCGCCGGGUCCGCGACACGAGCGCCGAGAUGAAGAGGGGAAAACAAUUGCGAACGAGUUUGGGGAAGUGGAGAUGGAAGAAGACAGAAUUCAUUUCCCCUCCGAUUUGGAAGAGCUGAGGGACCUAGCCGCUCUGCUGAACUUCUACAAGAACGAGCACAAGGCCUACGUGAUUCUGCUCUUCUGCAGUGCCUACCUCUACAAGCAGUCCUUCGCAAUACCUGGCUCCUCCUUCCUGAACAUGCUGGCGGGGGCGAUCUUUGGUACCCGGGAUGGCCUCCUGAUUGCCUGUGCCAUGUCCACUAUAGGCUCCACCUUCUGCUACCUACUAUCCCACAACUUUGGCAAAAAGCAUGUAGUUCGCCUGUUCCCAGACAAGGUGGCCAUGCUGCAGAAACUG